AUGCUAGACCAGAACUUUUAUGAUAUAAAGUUUUCGAGCUCAUCUUCUCUUAAGAAAGAGAGAACGAACAAACGGAAAGCUGAAGAGCCGUCGGAUAUCAAAGCACCGCUUUUCAAAUUAAUUUCUCUCAGUGACACCACAAAUUUUAUGACCUUGUACACUGCUAAUGACAACGAUUGUGACCUUGUGAACGCCUUGCUCAGUGACACUACAGAAAAUGCCCCAGUUUCGUCUCCAGAGGAAGCCAAACCAUCAAGUGAUAAAAUUUUCACAUAUCAGAAAUUAAGGGAUUACGAUAGCAAUUCAAGAAUGUCUAGCAAUGCUGGAUUAUUCCGCCAACUAGCCAUCACUUUUGAUGAAAAAACUUCUACUGCUCUAUUUGUUCCAAUAAAGGGGAAGAUUGAACUCAAAAAGCGCCGCAUCGACAACUUUAUAGAACCAAAGCUCAGGGCUCUCAGUUACGAUGUGAUCAAUCUCAAUAUCAGAGAGCCAACUAGAACAGAAAUUAAUGAGCGUGAUAUACGCAGAAGUAAUUUCGACCCCAUGGAAUUUGGCGCUGACGAAGAGGAAGCAAAUGAGGAAGUUGCAAAGGAGGAAGUUACAGUCGGUGAUACACACCUUGCUUGA
Ogataea parapolymorpha DL-1 is the source of this 627-nucleotide messenger RNA. RefSeq lists its product as uncharacterized. Bases 1 to 627 code for a protein of 208 amino acids. Gene Ontology annotation, biological process: transcription elongation by RNA polymerase II. The transcript has a single exon. The record is from RefSeq and is a predicted model, not a curated record. NCBI's taxonomy places the organism in Eukaryota, Fungi, Ascomycota, Pichiomycetes, Pichiales, Pichiaceae. Gene Ontology annotation, cellular component: Cdc73/Paf1 complex.